CGGAAGCCGCGUCAGGCGUUAGCCGCAGCGCUAAACAAUUGAAUAAUCGCAAACCGCGUCUUUUCUUCACGAUGUCUGCUAAAUUAAACGCUCUGACCAGCGACUCUCACAUUGAUAUCAGUCAAUACAGAGACCAGCAUUUCAAGGGGAACCGCUAUGAACAGGAGAAGCUGCUAAAGGGUAGCCACACACUGUAUGUGGGAAACCUCUCCUUCUACACCACUGAGGAGCAGGUACACGAGUUGUUUUCUAAAAGCGGAGACGUCAAGCGCAUCAUCAUCGGCCUGGAUAAAGUCAAGAAGACAGCCUGCGGGUUCUGCUUCGUCGAAUAUUACAUACGUGCAGACGCAGAACACGCCAUGCGCUUCAUUAACGGCACUCGGCUGGACGACCGCAUCAUCAGGACAGACUGGGACACUGGCUUCAAGGAGGGACGGCAGUUCGGCCGCGGCAAGUCUGGAGGACAGGUGAGAGACGAGUACAGGCAGGACUACGACCCAGCCCGAGGCGGCUAUGGUAAGCUGGCUCAGCAGCAUCGAGUCGGAGAGGUGCGCAACAGUUUUUAGACUGAAUGCCACCGCCGCAGCAGUCUGUCUGGACUACACUGAGCUCGAACCUCACCCUUGGAUCAGAAAAAUGCUCUGACAAUGCCACAAACAAACUACUACAGCAUAAUGUCUUCACCAUAUAAUAGUCUACAGGUGGUCUGCACAGAUCACUGGAACCUGGAUACUAGCAGCUACUAUUUAUUUCUUUUUUCGGGGGGAGCUUAUUGUCUUUUCCGACUGCCUCGUGACCUCCAGACUUCAUCAGUUCACAUGGUAUCACAGGCCAAGCCACAAAGUUACUGUGAUAUUUUAGUGAUGAUUUCAUCAUCCUGCAUAUAGAAACAUUGAAUAUUUCCCUACAUGAUGAUAUAUAUUAUGUGUUCAAGAACAAUGCAGUCUUGUCAGAAUGUUCUCGGUGAGUCUUCAUGUCAGAUUCCAAUAGUCAGCUGGAGUAGCAAAAAGGAAGCGUGCUGAUGUCUUAUCCAUUUCCAUGAAUGAAACUUUGUCCUAAAUUGUGUAUACUUUUUUUUUUAAAUAAAGCUUUGGCUUUUUU
Messenger RNA from Scomber japonicus (chub mackerel), 1101 nucleotides. RefSeq names its product nuclear cap binding protein subunit 2 (gene ncbp2). The coding region runs from base 72 to 566 and encodes 164 amino acids. Gene Ontology annotation, cellular component: nuclear cap binding complex. The transcript has 5 exons. Gene Ontology annotation, molecular function: RNA cap binding. The record is from RefSeq and is a predicted model, not a curated record. NCBI's taxonomy places the organism in Eukaryota, Metazoa, Chordata, Actinopteri, Scombriformes, Scombridae. Gene Ontology annotation, biological process: mRNA cis splicing, via spliceosome.